This is a messenger RNA of Micromonas commoda, 1182 nucleotides long. RefSeq lists its product with no specific name. NCBI's taxonomy places the organism in Eukaryota, Viridiplantae, Chlorophyta, Mamiellophyceae, Mamiellales, Mamiellaceae. The transcript has a single exon. The record is from RefSeq and is a predicted model, not a curated record. The coding region runs from base 1 to 1182 and encodes 393 amino acids.
AUGGCCACCACCGCGGCGACCAAGGCAUCGUUCACGGCGUUGGGCCUCGCCGGCGGGUUCGCCGUCUCCGCGCUAGCCGCGCCCCACGUCGCCGCGGAGGAUCAUGCGUGGAUGAACCACGCCACGUCCCCGACGGUCGGGUACGGAACCGUCGACGUCGCCAACGCGCUGCUCGCGGCGCUCAUGCCCGUCGCGCGCUGCCUCGACAUGCGCGACGCCACCACCGGAAAGGUCUACGACGUGGAGAUCAAGACCAUCGGCUCGCAGUUCACCACGUCCGCGAUCGCCAUGCGCCUCGCGCGCAACUCCGCCAUGGUCUACUCGCAGGUUGUGGGCAAGUGGAUCACGGAGAUGGCCGAGAUUGAAGCCGAGGCUGACCUGCAUAAAGGGGUGUACCAGCGCCCGGUUCCGGUGAUCCAGUGGGCGGAACCCCGCAAGCGCGCGAUGCAGGGGUUCGUACGCGAGACGUGCGUGCAGCUCGCGAGACGGCUGUUGGAGCGAGCCGCGGUGGCGUUCCUCGACGCCAGGACCUGUCGCAAGAUGAUCAAAGACUACGCCAGAUCCGCGACGCGCAAGUGCGUUCGCGCGUCCUGGGAGCACGGCGACCUGACCCGUGCCGGGAAGGCGCUGAGCAUGGCGUCCACCUACGCCCGCGCCAACGUCAUCGUCGCGGGCGGGGAGUUCGUAGUCGCGUCGACGAUCAUGGCGUUCUUCUGCCGAGCGCUGUACUCGUCGCGGCGAUCGGGGAAGGGUUUCGACACUGCAGACGCCAAGGAUGACGACACUGCAGACGACGAGGACGACGAGGACGCCGGCGACGCGUCCACCGCCUCCUUGCCCGGGUUGGCGGCGUCGGAGAAGAAGAAGGGCGGCAAGAAGGCGACCGUCGCCAUCGACGACUCGAGACUGACGUUUGUGGUUUUGGAGCUCUACGCUCGAAUGCUCGUCGGCAACGCGGCGAGGGGUUUGUGCGUCGUGGCGGGUGGAGCUGUUGGGGCUGGGCUCGUCGCCGCGCUGCGCGCCAAGGACUGCGGGUCGUGGGAUCCGAAGUGGUGCGGGCGCAUGACGAUCGUCGGCGCGGCGCUCGGAGAGAUCGUCGGCGCGAGCGUCGGGACGCGUGCGCAGCGGUCGGUUCCCGGGGUGGGCCCGGUGGUUGAGGCGCUGGCGAGGAAGAGGAAGUGA